Rhodamnia argentea is the source of this 623-nucleotide messenger RNA. Its product is annotated as auxin-responsive protein SAUR68-like. The transcript has a single exon. Gene Ontology annotation, biological process: response to auxin. The record is from RefSeq and is a predicted model, not a curated record. Lineage: Eukaryota; Viridiplantae; Streptophyta; Magnoliopsida; Myrtales; Myrtaceae. Bases 126 to 569 code for a protein of 147 amino acids.
UCGUUAGCCCUCUCAGUAUAAAACUCAUGAAAGGCCAACACUUUCUGCACAACCAGGAAUAACCCUCAAAUUCAACUGAAAGCAAGUUCACUCUUCCGUUUGAGAAUUUCGUGGAGUUGAACAAAAUGAUAAGCACAAAGAAGCUGAUUCAAAUGGCAAGGAAGUGGCACAAGAUGGCCGCAGUUGGAAGAAAAAGAAUUCCGUUUCAUCGGAUGAGCAGCAAGUCCGCUUCAGCACAUGCGAAUGGAUCAUCAGUUGCUCAAAAGGGUCACUUCGUCUUAUAUACAACAGAUGAGAGGCGCUUUGUGAUCCCUCUCUCGUUUCUCGGCCACGACGUAGUGAGGGAGCUCUUUAGAGCAUCGGAAGAAGAGUUUGGGAUUCCAUGCGAUGGUCCAAUCAUGCUUCCGAUCGAUGCACUAUCUAUGGAGUACAUACUUUCAUUAAUUAGAAGAGGCUUGGCUAAGGACCAAGAGAAUGCUUUGCUUCUGUCGUUCACCAGACAAAGCUGCUCAUCAUCCUUAGCUUUCAAUCGAGCAUUAGAAAACCCAGAAAUUCUUGUUUGUAGCUGACAGAUAUAGCACGUACCAGUACUUACUAGAUUAAUGACAGUAGUUUUGCAACAA